Lucilia sericata (common green bottle fly) is the source of this 2988-nucleotide messenger RNA. Its product is annotated as hsc70-interacting protein 1-like. Gene Ontology annotation, molecular function: protein dimerization activity; Hsp70 protein binding. The record is from RefSeq and is a predicted model, not a curated record. The transcript is spliced from 3 exons. Bases 267 to 2732 code for a protein of 821 amino acids. NCBI's taxonomy places the organism in Eukaryota, Metazoa, Arthropoda, Insecta, Diptera, Calliphoridae.
GUAAGCCGUCGCUCUUGUUAAUGUUAGUCGGCACAGGUCUGUGAGAUCAAUACUUUGUGGAAAAAAUCAUUAGAACAAAAAUCAGAAGACUCUUAAAUUUUUUCAAUUAAUUUGUCAUAAAUUGGAACUUUGUAAAUUUUAAUUAAAUUAAUAUUGAAAAGUGUCAGUAAAAAGUGUUUUUCUUUGAAAGAAAAAUAAAAAACACGAGGAAUUCCAAAAGCAAUUUCCUACUGAAAUCGUAAAAACAAAUACAGAAAAAAAUCAACAUGGCUGCCCCAUUUAAUCUAGAGGAUUUGGCCAAAUUAAAAUCUUUUGUGGAAUUUGUUGCAGCAAAUCCUGCUAUUUUGAAUCUACCACAAUUGGAUUUCUUAAAAAAACUUAUUGAACAAUUGGGUGGUAAAGUGCCCGAGGGCACAUUCCAAAUGCCGGCCGGAGCUAAAUGUCCCUUUGGUGGUGAUGUGAAAUCUGAAAAUAAACCUACAACUGCUUCUGCUGAAGCCGAGGUAGAUGAAGAAGAAAUUCCCGAAAUGGAAGCAGAAUCUGAAGAGUCCGAAGUUGAAUUAGAUAUGGAAGCCAACAACAUGACUGUAUUAGAACCGAAUAUACUAUAUCUGGAUGAGAAGCCGCCAAAAAUUGUUAAAACAAAGAAACAAAAAACAAGUAGAAAAUCCCCUAAAAAAAAGCAUUCAAGCAAAGUGAAAACCAAACAAAAACAUUCCACAAAUCCCAGAAAACGAUCAGGAAAAAAUAAUCAAGACAAUGUUAUUAAAAAAGAAUUUUGUGGAUAUGAAGAACAGGAAGAUAAAAUGGAAAAUAAUGAUCCAGAUGAUCCUUUGUAUACUGCAAAAUUGGAAAUAAAAUGUGAACUGGGCGAUGGAAAUCAAAAUGAGACCAUCGAAUUUAAUUGUGAUGCCGAGGAACAAGAUGAUUUUGAUAAUGAUGACGAUCAAGAUCAAGAUUAUAAAUAUGAAGAUAAAGCGCUUGGGAAUAAAUGGCGAAGUGAUGAUGAUGAUGAUGAUGAUGAGGAGGAGGAAGAUGAGGAUGAUGAUGAUUACGAUGACAAUGACGAGAAUGAAGAUGAACCUUUGAUUGUGCUUGCUCGUCGUAAAGGUAGACCUCGUAAGAAACUACCAGAACCGGAUGAUGAAAAAAUCAAAGCUCCACGCGACGUUGUGUGUCGAGAAAUAUGUAAACAACGAUGUACAGAAAAAUUUACCGAUCAAGAGCGAAAGGAUAUUUGUGAUUAUUAUUGGAAUCUAAACAAAGAUGAUAGAUUGGUCUUUAUACGAAAACAUAUAAGAGCCAGGCGUUUGACCCGAAUGAUACGGGUAAACGCGAAUAGAAUUCGUGGCAACAACUGUGUUUAUUAUCUCAAGACAUAUAAAAUUGGCUGUGAAGAUACUGCUCCGGAAAGCAGUGCUGGUUUUAUACGUGUUUGUCGUAAAUUCUUUGAGGCCACUCUAUGCACCACAAAUCAUUUUAUUAAAAAGGCUAAUGAUGGAACCGUAAUGGAAAUUGAAAAAGAUUUACAUCUACUCAAUCAAAUGUGGGCAGCUAGAAAAAAAGAAAAAGAGGAGAACAAAGAACCUCAACAAAUUUUAGAUCCAGAAACAGGCAAUUUAAUUACUCUGGAUUCAAAAACAAAUAAAGCCCAAAAACCUAAAGAAAAAACUUCUUCCGAAAAUAAAACUGAAAAUAAACGCCAGCGGCGUAAACCCGGAGAUCCAGAGCCUGAACAUUUUCCAAAACCGAUCAAAUGCGCUUUGCGCUGCAUACACAAAUGUCACACGAAGUUUACAGAGGUAGAACGAAAACAAAUUUGCGACUUUUUCUGGUCUAUGGAUUAUAAAAGACGUAAAGAUUUCAUUUUAGCCAAUAUGGAAAUCAAAGAUAUUGAAACUCAAACGACUCCUGAUUUCCGUAAAACAGAUCGCCCGCCUCGUUCGUAUCAAACGCGUUUUUAUAUGCGUUCUGGUGGCAUGCGGGGUGAAAACUUGAGGGUGUGCAAAGACUUUUAUGCCAAAACCUUGUGUAUUAAUCGUUAUUUUAUUAAGAAUGCCAUAGAGUUUGCGGAUAAAACAACUGGCUAUUACACAGGUAGCGACAGACGCGGUGCUCACAUGUUUUGCAAUAAAGUAUCCGAAGCACGCAGAAAACCCGUAUUGGAACACAUCGACUCAUACCCAUUCUGGAUACCAAACAAAAAAUCCAAAACCAAAUAUCUACAUUAUUCAUUGACCAUAAAGAAAAUGCACGAAGACUACAAAGAAAAGUGUAUUGCCGAAAAUAAAGAGUUUGUCAAUUUGCAUUACUAUUACAAAACGUUCCAUAUCCAUUCUCCUCAUCUAUUGUUCCUAGCGAAUCCACAUCCUAAAAAGGGUGGUGGUUUUCUCAAAGCUAAUCCCAAUAUAUCACAUUACACAGGUGAAGAACCUGGUGGAUGUUGGGUUGAUAGCAAAGGCAAUAAACUCGAUUUACGAUCAAUUAAUCCAGCAAAACCCUUAGAUUCUAUUCAACAUAAUACUUCUGAAGAUAUUUCGCAAAAUACUACUUUUGCAUCGGGAAGUACUGAUGCUCAUAAUGUAGUAAAUGUUCUAAAUCCCGCUCCGUUCGUACCCCUUAAAUCAACAGUAAAUCAAGCUUCCUCACUUGCAGUAGUAAGACCAGAUUUAAAUCCGGCUCUGUAUGCAAAUUUUACUCAAGAUCCUAUAAACAUGUUUAGAAUGUUUUAGUUUAAUUUCGUGUUUAAUAAAUUUUAAGAUGCUUUUUUGUAAAAUAAAAAAAAAAAUAAUUAGUUAUUUAUAUAGACAUUUGGAGUCUGAGAAAGGUAAAAAGAAUGAUUUUAAAUUUUAAUUUAUGUACACAUUUGUAUUUUUGACGUCUAAGUCAUUUAAAGCUCUUGGAUAUAUAAAAUGUAGUUGUAAAUAUAAGGAGAUAUAAGGUUUAAACUUAAAUUAGUUUUAUUUAUUUAAAAUGAAAAAUUAUUAA